UUGCAUGCUGGGUUGUGUUAUGAAUGGAAGAGCCAACACAACCGCACCAUACAAUUGUUAAAUUACCAAACCUCAAAACAGGCCAUGAAAUUAUAGCGAGGUGGUAAAGAGGAGUCCAUCUAGGAGGGAAAGUAACCGUUAAUCGGAACAAAUAGUUGUCAGUCGCUGAGAGUGGGCGUGCGCCGGGCCGAGCAGGAUGUACGCCGUGUACCGUCAGGCUCACUCCCCGACGGCGAUCGAGUUCUCCGUGUACUGCAACUUCAUCUCCAGCGAGGAGAAAAACCUGGUGGUGGCAGGCACCUCUCAGCUUUACGUGUAUCGGAUCAUACACGAUGUGGAGAGUUCAACAAAGACAGAGAAGUCAUCAGAUGUCAAGAGUCGCAAGGAGAAGCUGGAGCAGGUGGCGGCGUUUUCUCUCUUUGGCAACGUCAUGUCCAUGGCCAGCGUUCAGCUAGUAGGAGCCAGCAGGGAUGCCCUCCUGCUCAGCUUCAAAGACGCAAAGCUGUCUGUGGUGGAGUAUGACCCAGGGACCCAUGACUUGAAGACACUGUCUCUCCAUUACUUUGAGGAACCAGAACUGAGGGAUGGGUUUGUCCAAAACGUGCAUAUUCCAAUCGUCCGUGUGGAUCCAGAGAACCGCUGUGCCGUGAUGCUGAUUUACGGGACCCAGCUGGUGGUGCUUCCCUUCAGGAAGGACACGCUGACCGACGAGCAGGAGGGCAUCGUGGGAGAAGGGCAGAAAUCCAGUUUCCUUCCCAGCUACAUAAUCGACGUUCGUGAGCUUGAUGAGAAGCUGCUCAACAUCAUUGACAUGAAGUUUCUCCAUGGUUACUAUGAGCCCACGCUGCUCAUUCUGUACGAGCCCAACCAGACCUGGCCUGGGCGCGUGGCGGUUCGUCAGGACACCUGCAGCAUCGUGGCUAUCUCUCUCAACAUCAUGCAGAAAGUUCACCCGGUCAUCUGGUCCCUUUCCAACCUGCCCUUUGACUGCACUCAGGUCAUGGCGGUGCCCAAGCCCAUUGGUGGCGUGGUGGUGUUUGCUGUGAACUCUCUGUUAUAUCUGAACCAGAGUGUGCCCCCUUACGGCGUUUCGCUCAACAGCCAGACAAACGGGACCACCGCUUUCCCCCUGCGCAUACAGGAGGAAGUGAAGAUCACCCUGGACUGUGCCCAGUCCUGCUUCAUUGCCUCAGACAAGAUGGUCAUCUCCCUUAAAGGUGGAGAAAUCUACGUGCUGACCCUGAUUACGGACGGCAUGAGAAGCGUGCGGGCGUUCCACUUCGACAAGGCUGCGGCCAGCGUCCUCACCACCUGCAUGAUGACAAUGGAGCCUGGGUACCUGUUCCUGGGCUCCCGGCUGGGAAACUCCCUCCUCCUCAAGUACACGGAGAAGCUGCAGGAGACGCCGGUAGAGGAGGGCAAGGAUAAGGAGAAGCAGGAAGAACCGCCAAAUAAAAAGAAAAGGGUGGACUCCUCCCCAAACUGGACAGCUGGCAAAGCCCCGCUCCUGGACGAGGUGGACGAGAUCGAGGUGUACGGAAGCGAGGCCCAGUCAGGCACCCAGCUGGCCACCUACUCUUUCGAGGUUUGUGACAGCAUAUUGAAUAUUGGUCCUUGUGCCAAUGCAUCAAUGGGUGAACCAGCCUUUCUUUCUGAGGAGUUUCAGAGCAACCCAGAGCCCGACCUGGAAGUGGUGGUGUGCUCGGGCUACGGGAAGAACGGGGCGCUGUCUGUGCUUCAGAGAAGCAUCAGACCUCAGGUGGUCACUACCUUCGAGUUGCCGGGAUGUCACGACAUGUGGACGGUCAUCUCCUCCGAGAAGAAGGAAGUGGAACCAGCGCCUGAGGGAGAGGAGGCGACCCCAGAGGAGCCUCCCGCCGAGCCCACCCUGGAAGAGGACAAGAACAAGCACGGCUUCCUCAUCCUCAGCCGAGAGGACUCCACCAUGAUCCUCCAGACGGGGCAGGAGAUCAUGGAGCUGGACACCAGCGGCUUCGCCACGCAGGGUCCCACCGUGUAUGCAGGCAACAUCGGGGACAACAAGUACAUCAUCCAGGUGUCCCCCAUGGGCAUCCGACUCCUGGAGGGAGUGGCACAGCUGCACUUCAUCCCUGUGGACCUGGGCUCCCCGGUGGUGCAGUGCUCCGUGGCGGACCCCUACGUGGUGAUCAUGACGGCGGAAGGGGUGGUCACCAUGUUCGUGCUCAAGAGCGACUCCUACAUGGGGAAGACCCACCGGCUGGCCCUGCAGAAGCCCCAGCUCCACACGCAAUCCCGUGUGAUCACGCUGUGCACUUACCGCGACGUUAGCGGGAUGUUCACCACGGAGAACAAGGUGAGCAGCUUGGUUAAAGAGGAGACGACCGCCAGGAGCCAAUCGGAGACUGAGACCAUCAUCCAGGACAUGAGCAACACAGUGGACGAUGAGGAGGAGAUGCUGUACGGGGACUCCAACCCCCUCUUCAGCCCGACCAAAGAGGAGCCGAGCCGCAGCACCUUGGAGGCCAACCCCGGGGACGAGGGCGGGACCAGCAAGGUGGAGCCCACACACUGGUGCAUGAUCGUGAGGGAAAACGGCGUCAUGGAGAUUUACCAGCUCCCAGACUGGCGCCUGGUCUUCCUGGUGAAGAACUUCCCAGUUGGCCAGAGAGUGUUGGUGGACAGCUCCUCCGGCCAGUCAGCAGCUCAGGGGGAGGGCAAGAAAGAGGAAGUCACUCGACAAGGGGAAAUCCCACUAGUCAAAGAGGUGGCCUUGGUAUCUCUUGGCAACCGCCAGAGUCGGCCCUACCUGCUGGCCCACGUAGACCAAGAGCUUCUCAUCUAUGAGGCCUUUCCCUACGACCAACAGACCCAGAGCAACUUGAAAGUGCGGUUUAAAAAGAUGCCUCAUAACAUCAACUUCAGAGAGAAAAAAAUGAAACCAUCAAAGAAGGACAAGAAGACGGAGGGAGGCCCAGGAGAAGAGGGCUCCGGGUUCAAAGGUCGCGUGGCCAGGUUCAGAUACUUUGAAGACAUAUCGGGUUACUCGGGGGUCUUCAUCUGCGGGCCGUCCCCACAUUGGAUGCUGGUUACGUCACGGGGGGCGAUGAGGCUCCACCCCAUGACAAUCGAUGGCCCCAUUGAAUCCUUCUCCCCCUUCCACAACAUCAACUGCCCCAAAGGCUUCCUCUACUUCAACAAGCAGGGCGAGCUGAGGAUCAGCGUGCUGCCCACCUAUCUGUCAUAUGACGCCCCCUGGCCCGUCCGAAAGAUCCCCCUGAGAUGCACCGUGCACUAUGUGACGUACCAUGUAGAGUCCAAGGUCUACGCCGUCUGCUCGAGUGUGAAGGAGCCCUGCACACGCAUCCCGAGGAUGACCGGAGAGGAGAAGGAGUUUGAAGUCAUCGAGAGGGAUGAGCGGUAUAUCAACCCCCAGCAGGAGAAGUUCUCCAUCCAGCUGAUUUCCCCUGUUAGCUGGGAGGCUAUUCCCAACACCCGGAUCGACCUGGAGGAGUGGGAGCACGUCACCUGCAUGAAGACGGUGGCGCUGAAGAGCCAGGAGACCGUGUCCGGGCUGAAGGGCUACGUGGCCGUCGGCACCUGCCUGAUGCAGGGGGAGGAGGUCACCUGCAGGGGCAGGAUCCUGAUUCUGGACGUGAUCGAGGUGGUCCCUGAGCCAGGACAGCCCCUCACCAAGAACAAGUUCAAAAUUCUGUAUGAGAAGGAGCAGAAAGGGCCGGUCACUGCUCUGUGUCAUUGUAGUGGCUACCUCGUCUCCGCCAUCGGACAGAAGAUCUUCCUGUGGAGCCUGAAGGACAAUGACCUGACGGGGAUGGCCUUCAUCGACACGCAGCUCUACAUCCACCAGAUGUACAGCAUCAAGAACUUCAUCCUGGCCGCCGACGUCAUGAAGAGCAUCUCGCUGCUGCGCUACCAGGAGGAGAGCAAGACGCUGUCGCUCGUCAGCAGGGAUGCUAAGCCUCUUGAGGUGUACAGCAUCGAGUUCAUGGUGGACAACAACCAGCUGGGAUUUCUGGUUUCUGACCGGGACAAAAAUCUGUUGGUCUAUAUGUACUUACCAGAAGCGAAGGAGAGCUUUGGCGGGAUGCGUUUGCUGCGUCGUGCCGACUUCAACGUCGGGACCCACGUCAACACCUUCUGGCGAAUGCCCUGCCGCGGAGCAAUGGAGGCCGGCAGCAAGAAGUCCCUGACCUGGGACAACAAGCACAUCACAUGGUUCGCUACCCUGGACGGGGGCAUCGGACUCCUGCUGCCCAUGCAAGAGAAGACGUACCGUCGGCUGCUGAUGUUACAGAACGCCCUAACCACCAUGCUGCCCCAUCACGCUGGACUGAACCCCAAAGCUUUCAGGAUGCUGCACACUGACCGGCGCACUCUGCAGAACGCGGUGCGGAACAUUCUGGACGGAGAGCUCCUCAACAAGUACCUGUACCUCAGCACCAUGGAGCGCAGCGAGCUGGCCAAGAAGAUCGGCACCACUGCAGACAUAAUUUUGGAUGACCUCCUGGAAAUUGACAGAGUGACGGCUCACUUUUAA
Megalops cyprinoides (Indo-Pacific tarpon) is the source of this 4537-nucleotide messenger RNA. It is a transcript of the gene cpsf1, whose product is annotated as cleavage and polyadenylation specific factor 1. The record is from RefSeq and is a predicted model, not a curated record. Gene Ontology annotation, cellular component: nucleus; mRNA cleavage and polyadenylation specificity factor complex. Bases 197 to 4537 code for a protein of 1446 amino acids. Gene Ontology annotation, molecular function: protein binding; nucleic acid binding. The transcript is spliced from 38 exons. Lineage: Eukaryota; Metazoa; Chordata; Actinopteri; Elopiformes; Megalopidae.